AUGUCGGGUCAAGAGCAAGAAGUUUCGAGCUCAAACAUUCAGAAUGAUGCUGUAUCUCCCCCAUCGGGAGAGGAUCCCGAAGAAAAAGUGCCGAUAGCAACCAUUAUGGCCAUAUUCUUCAUGGGCUUGUCUUAUGUCCCCGCUAUAUCAUGUGGACUAGUCCUCCCGGUUGGAAUUCUCGCCCAGAUUGGACAGGCCCUUGAUGACAUGGAAAAUAUUGGGUGGAUUCCUGGUGGUUGGUCUGUAGCUUCGGCAGUCUCUUUCGCCAUUGCUGGUGGCUUGAGUGACAUCUUCGGUCGUCGAUAUGUCCUGAUUGGAGGACAAAUAAUGGUUUUGAUUGGUGCUAUUAUUGGUGCAACAGCCCAUACCACGCUUAUUGUUGCUUGCGGAUCUACGAUCAUUGGAUUUGGGGCCGGGAUGAUCUUCGUGUCAUAUCCUGGCAUUACAGAAUUGCUUCCCAAUAAAUAUCGUGGUAUUGGUAUCGGCUGGACCGAGUUCUGCAUUACCAUUCCUUGGGGAGGCUUCAGCGUCCUAAUUGCUAAUGAGCUUGCCCUCAAUGCCUCUUGGCGAUGGUGCUAUUAUAUUGCUAUUAUCUACUCGGUCAUCGUUAUCGUUGGAACAGCCAUUUUCUACUUCCCACCAUCUCAUCCACGCCACGACUACGACAAGACCCGAUGGCAAGAGUUCCAGGAAUUGGACUUCAUUGGCUUGGCUCUUUUCACCGUCGGUUUGACAGUUUUCCUCGUUGGCUUGACUUACCUCGGAAAGUCUUCCUAUUCAGUAGCCCUAGUUGCCGCCACUGUUACCAUUGGCGCUCUCGUAUUCAUCGCCUGUUUCGUCUAUGACUUCACGAUUCCCAAGAAUCCAAUCUUCCCGUACCAUCUCUUCGCCAUGUUCAAGGAAUUCACGGUCCAUCUGAUCAUUCUCUUCAUCGCCGGCAUGAUCUGGCAGGCAGUCACUACACUGGCACCCCAAGCAACUCUCUACAUGUACACGAACAAGCCAGUUCAAAUUGGAAUCACACAAAUCCCAGGUAACCUCUCUGGAGUCAUCGGAGGCUGGAUCCUUCCUUCCUUGGUCCACAAAAUCAAGCACGUCCGCCAACAAAUCAUCUUCGCGCUUGUCAUCCAAACCGUCUUUACCGCCUGCUACGCAGCCGUGAUCCCCGAGCACAAGUACGCCUGGAUGAUCUUCCAGAUGUUCGGGCAAUGUUGCUUCACCUGGGUAACGUCCCUCGCCUACGUCGCUUCGGGCCUCUUUGUGCCGCAAGAAGAGCUCGGCGUCUCAGCCGGGCUCAUCGGUACCUUCCGCAGCGCAGGAGGCAGCGUAGGCAACGCUAUCUUCUCCACCAUCGCCACCUCGAUCGUGAACAAGCAGCUCGGGCCACGGAUCGCAGCCGCUGCCAUCGGUGCUGGUUACUCCCCUGCUGGUCUCGAGGCUUUGAUCCCCGCUGUUAUUGAAAAUGCUGUGGGUGUUCCGUUCGCGUUUGCGAAGACGAAUGCUUCGACAGCGGUGAUUGAGGCGACAGGACACGCUUUCAAGGAGACGUAUGCGUAUGCUUUCCGCAGGGUGUUCCUUGCUACUAUCCCUUUUGGAAUAAUUGGAAUAAUUGCAGCGUGGUUCGUCAAGGAUCCUAGCCAUCUGUUGAACAACCAUAUCGCGAUCCAUCAGGAGAGAGAUGUCUUGUCUGGGAAACGCUUCAAUCCGGGGGAGAUGGAGCAGAUUGAGCACCGUGGUGAGGAUGGAAUGGAGAAGCAGGCUUAA
This is a messenger RNA of Hyaloscypha bicolor E, 1764 nucleotides long. Its product is annotated as putative efflux pump antibiotic resistance protein. The transcript is spliced from 4 exons. Gene Ontology annotation, cellular component: membrane. Lineage: Eukaryota; Fungi; Ascomycota; Leotiomycetes; Helotiales; Hyaloscyphaceae. Gene Ontology annotation, molecular function: transmembrane transporter activity. The record is from RefSeq and is a predicted model, not a curated record. The coding region runs from base 1 to 1764 and encodes 587 amino acids. Gene Ontology annotation, biological process: transmembrane transport.